Symbiodinium sp. CCMP2592 is the source of this 1839-nucleotide messenger RNA. The record is from the annotation of a GenBank genome assembly. Lineage: Eukaryota; Dinophyceae; Suessiales; Symbiodiniaceae.
AUGGCAGCCAGCUGGGUCUCCACUCUGCCAUUCCUACCAUGCCUACCCAUCGUCGACAGCGCAGACCCCAAUGCAGGCAUAGAGGGGAAUACUCAGCGGCUAAGAGUCCUCUCCAUUAAUGUCAACAGCCUGAGCGGCUUCCUUUGGGGAGAAAUCAAGGCUUUUCUAGGCGGAGAAGGACUGCAGUAUGACUUUAUCUUCCUACAGGAGACACACCGCACGUCCUCCAGUGCAUUUCAGGUUGACAAAUGGAUGGCCGUCGGCUCAGCUACCAAGCGAGGCGAGGGAGUACUCACACUCAUACACCCGAGGUAUGACGCCUCUCUCCGGCAUCAGGACAUCAUUCCAGGCCGGGUCCGGGUCCUCAGGGUCAAGGUGUGCCAUGAUAAGGCUGCGAUCGAAACCCUCAACAUUUACCAGCAUGUUUGGGUUCACACCGAUGAGCCCGAACAAAACAAGCAGCGUCGCCAGAACUUGCUGGACAAAUGCACUGCAGCCAUAAACGGCAUGGCUAAACGAGACACGCUCAUUCUGGGCGGGGGACUUCAACUCCGAAGCACAGCAUGUGACAACGAUCUUGUUGUUCUCAACACCUGGAGAAUGAAGGAUCCAUGCACAAACUACACGUGCACAGGUAAUUCCCAGAUUGACUUCCUUAUGGUCCGGCCACCGAGUGCAGACCAGCGAGCUAGACAGGUCCAGAAGCAGCCCGCACCGUUUGGCGCGUGGAAGGAAAUGACACAUCACGCGCUGGCCGCUACUAGCCUGCGUGUCAUCCGACACUUACAUUUGCCCAAAACAUCCAUCCAGCCAACACUCGAGUACUCGACCAAGGACCUUGACAAUGCCUAUCGCAAACAGGACCCGAGAAUUCAGGGCUUAGCUGCUCAGGUUCAAAGAACUCUCGGGGCCAGGACGACUACGGUCGAAGCGGUCAAUCAAGCCGUCAUCAGUGCGGUUGCCCAGAUCUUCUCCGCGCACUCCACGCAGCUUGCUAAGGAGGUCCAAAGCGCGGCGGACGCCUACUUGGACGCCGUAGAUGCUGAGGCACAGUUCUCAAAGGAAGGACUGCGCAAGGUUGCGGCGAAAGGCUCUGCGCUCCUUCUGGCGGCAGAGGGUUGGCAGGAAGCCAUGAGAGCUGUCAAGAGGACGUACGUCGCGCGCCAUGGAGACCACUUUGAGGAGCUGCACGGAACGCACAAUCACAAAGACCAGUCGCGCACGUACCAAAGGGCCAUCUUUCAGGCGUGGAGAGCUGCCAUCACCCACCCUGAUCCCAAGUCUCCCACAUGUGGCAGAGACGCAAAGACCUGCGAAGGUGUAAGCCUUUUGAUGCGGUGGAGCGACCAGCUGAAGUGCACUCCCAUUGGCAAGGCCGUGCCUGCGGACUCCGCUCCGGCCACAGCCUGGAAGGCCUGCGCGACAGUGAUAGCACCGGCUCUCGCUGCUGUAUCAGCCACCAUGCAGAAGGUGGAUUCCAUGCUACCAGCCUCGUGGAAAGACCCGCAAUUGUGUUUUUUGCCAAAACCACAUAAGCAACCAUCCACGGCCACGGCUUUGCGUUCGAUCGGACUCUUGAGACCUGAUGGAAAGGCAUAUGCGGGCUUUGUCAAGAACCUCCUCCUCGAACAAGCAGGUCCGAGUCUCGCCCAGACUCCACAGUACGCAUAUCUUCCAAUGCGUGAUACGACUGAUGCUCUAGCUCGUGUACACACUUGUGUACAGGCAAUCAAGGCGGAACUUCGGGCACUUGGAGGAGACCGAUUUACCAUUCGCCAGCGCAAGGAGUCCGGUCACGUCACGAAGGAGGCAGGUUCGUACGGAGCCGCGCCGUUCUGA